Photinus pyralis (common eastern firefly) is the source of this 910-nucleotide messenger RNA. RefSeq names its product glutathione S-transferase-like. The record is from RefSeq and is a predicted model, not a curated record. Gene Ontology annotation, molecular function: glutathione transferase activity. Gene Ontology annotation, biological process: glutathione metabolic process. Bases 110 to 724 code for a protein of 204 amino acids. The transcript has 5 exons. Lineage: Eukaryota; Metazoa; Arthropoda; Insecta; Coleoptera; Lampyridae.
GAAAGUAUUUCUAGUGUUGGUCUGUUACUUAUUGGUUACCGUGGUUUGUGUUGUGUGCGUGCCUUAAUAAGAUUGAGUGACAAUUUCCGUAAGAAUUAGGUGACACAAGAUGGCACCAGCAUACAAGUUAACAUACUUCCCAGUAAAAGGUUUAGGUGAAGCCAUUCGUUUCCUGCUGAGCUAUGGCAACAUCGAGUUUGAAGAUUUCCGUCUCGAAAGCGCCAAUUGGGCAAAGAUAAAGCCGACCAUGCCCUUCGGUCAAGUGCCGGUGCUGGAAUUUAGCGGCAUAACGGCAUAUCAAAGUAUCGCCAUCUGCCGCUACGUGGCAAAGCAAGUCAAACUAACCGGGGCGAAUGAUCUUGAGGACCUGGAGAUCGACGCGAUCGUCGACACGAUCAACGAUAUGAGAACAAAGAUAUCCGCGUACUAUCACGAAACCGAUGAGAUAAUCAAGGAAAUCCUUAGAAAGGUACUCUUCGACGAAACCAUCCCUUAUUAUAUGGAACGCAUUGAGGCCAUCACCAAGAAGAACAAGGGGCAUCUGGCAGCAGGCAAGCUUACCUGGGCCGAUUUUUAUUUCGUUGGUGUCCUGGAUACGUUAAAUGUCAUUUGUGGAAAAAACUUAAUAGCCGAUUGCCCGUCUCUGCAGGUCAUGCAGCAGAAUGUCUUAAGCCUACCUGGGGUCAAGGAAUGGGUUGCUAAACGUCCAGUUACAGACUUAUAAUAUUAAAUGUAGCGUCAUAAACAAACUUGCAUUUUCCCUGUCACAAGAACUACAAAACGUCUCCUUCUAUUUCGAGAAAAAUUCGAAAGUAGCACUUGGUGAGUGCUGACAGAAGUGACUACUACUUUCUCUCUCACUCUCGUUUGCUGCGAUGCAGUACAGAAAAAUAAAGCUUCCACAAAAUUC